Messenger RNA from Aspergillus terreus NIH2624, 1632 nucleotides. RefSeq lists its product as uncharacterized. The record is from RefSeq and is a predicted model, not a curated record. Gene Ontology annotation, cellular component: vacuolar membrane. Gene Ontology annotation, molecular function: amino acid transmembrane transporter activity. The transcript is spliced from 2 exons. Lineage: Eukaryota; Fungi; Ascomycota; Eurotiomycetes; Eurotiales; Aspergillaceae. Gene Ontology annotation, biological process: amino acid transmembrane transport. The coding region runs from base 1 to 1632 and encodes 543 amino acids.
AUGGGGAAAGAGUUGGCGAUGGUACGGGGUAUGAGACACUCCGGAUCCACAUCCCCAUAUCACUAUGGAGAACAUCCCCACCGACGAGGGGGCGCACACAUCACCACCGGGGAUAUUAAUACAAGUAAAAACUGUUUCUUUCCCCAGGUCCAGAGGUGUGCAGUUGAUCCAACUCCCACACCCCUGUCACUCUAUCAACAGACGAGACUCUUCAUCAUGGAGACCAGCAACAUCACCGCCGGACGACCGUCCAGCCCCCUUCCACCCAAGGACCCUAGUGGCCUUGACCCGGACGAGAUCACAAGGGUCAGGGCGUCAUACGACAACGCAAUCGGCACGGUCACGGACUUUGAGAAACGAAAAAUGGUCGAGGGAGAGGCGAAAUUCCGCCGCCUUGGCUGGAAACGAAUGACUGUGAUCCUGAUUGUCGAAGCCAUUGGUCUGGGGACUUUCAGUCUUCCCAGCGCCUUUGCAACACUUGGUAUGGUUGCUGGCGUGAUCUGUUGUGUUGCCCUUGGACUGGUAGUCAUCUAUACCGGGUGGAUUGUCGGCAAAGUGAAGAUUGUCUACCCAGAGAUUACCAAUUACGGAGAUAUCGGGGGCCUUGUCAUGGGCCGAUUUGGAACCGAGCUGGUGGGCGCUUUAUAUGUGCUCCAGUUGAUCCUCAUGACCGCAUCAUUCUGUCUGACCGGCACGGUUGCAUUCAACACCCUAAGUGAUAACGGAGCUUGCGGUCUGGUUUUUGGUGUCGCCUCGGCUGCUCUGUUGUUUAUUCUCUCAAUUAUGCCAUCGUUCACAGAAGCCGCCAUUUUGGGCUACAUUGACCUCGCCUCCGUGACGACGACUAUUUUCAUUGCCCUUAUCGCUUCCGGGGUGCGGGCUUCACACUCAGCAGUUGGUAUCGCUGGGCAAGAGUGGUCAGCAUGGCCCGCCCCAGACGCCGGGUUCAAGGACGCCAUGGUGGCUAUCUCCAACAUAAUGUUUUCUUACAGCUUCUGCAUGUUCAUCACGCCUUUCCAGUCCGAGAUGCACACCCCGACCGACUUCAUGAAGUCCAUUUGGGCGUUGGGGAUAGUCGAGAUUGUGGUGUAUACCCUUAUCGGCUCACUCAUGUACGUCUUCAUCGGCGUAGAUGUUCAGAGUCCGUCUUUACUCUCGCUCAGUGGCGUGCUCCCAAAGAUAGCCUUUGGAUUCGCCCUCCCGCUCAUCUUCAUCUCCGGGGCCAUCGGCAAUACCGUGACGGCGCGAUAUGUUCACCUCCGGCUUUAUAAAAAUUCUAUUGCUCGCUUUAUUAAUACCCCAAAGGGCUGGAUUACUUGGCUUGCUGUCCUCAUUGUUGUCACUGUCGUGGCAUGGGUUCUAGCAGAAUCUAUCCCUUUCUUUGAUGAUCUUCUUUCACUCAGCUCAGCUCUUCUUAUAUCUGGUUUCGUGCUUUACUUUCCUGCUGUGAUGUGGGUCGUGCUUCUGUGCGAGGGCAGAUGGUAUGCGGGCACGAAUUUGCUCCAUGCUCUUGCUUGCAUUUUUAUCUUUCUUCUUGGGCUUUUGGUGCUGGCCGGAGGGACCUAUGCCAGCAUUAAGGACAUUUUACAACAUUAUGCUACUGGAUCUGUUGGGAAACCUUUUUCUUGCUGA